CGGUUUUCGCGGGAAAUGUCGCUCGGCUCGUUUGUCCGUCUGACUGUUUGUGUUUGAUUGAUUAACGGUUUCAGAUCGGGAUUUAAGUCUGAUUCCUGUAUUGAUUAUCGAUCGAUCCGAGCUCGUGCAGGCAGAGGAUGAAGUACUCGAGCAGACUGAGAGUGCGCAGAUCGUACCGGUGGCUGGGAGAACCGCUGAGCUUCAACAGGAAGCUGAAAACAUACGAAUAUCGCUCUUUGGCCAUCAGCGUGGAGGGUCUCCCCAGGACCACCGUCAUCAACACGGGCCAGCACAUCUUCAUCGAGGGAGAGGAUGAAGACAACCCGUACGUCGCCAAGGUCGUCCGGCUGUUGGGAGACGAGAGCGGGAAGCAGAAGAAGGCGGUGGUUCAGUGGUUCGUGCGUGUGUCUGAAGUGCCUUUGAGCAAACUGAAGCUGCUGGGCAGAGAGCCCCACCCGCUGGAGAUCUUCUACUAUCAGGGCCGCAGCUGUGACGACGAGGUCGACGCCGGGUCCAUCCUCAGACCCGUGCAGGUGAAGCACCUGGAUGGAGCGGCUCCGUUCCCGGACUCUGACCACAAAGACAUUCUGUACGUGAAGCUGUCCUGGGACUCCAAGACCUUCAGAGCGGUGGACCCGGCUCUGGUGGACCCUGAACUCGCUCCAGCUUCCUCCCCUCCUCCUCGUCCAUGUCCUAAACCCUCCCUCCCGCCCUCGCCCCCCAGCUCCCCGCCCGCAGCGGCCCCGGCGUCUCGAGGCCCCCCUCGGCGCGCCCUGCCCACUCCGGACCUCGCCAUCUUGCGGCGGGCCUUGUCGGGGGAGGCGAGGUACAGCAGGGCCACCAUGAGUGCGGGGAAGCCCGGCGCCGCGGAGGCCGAGUCGCUGCACUCCGCCACCAAACUGUCGGCCUCGAAAUGCCUGAGCGCCAAGAGGAGGAACGCCUCGGGCAGGACGCCGGGAGUCCGCAAGAAACUGGAGCUCAGCAGUCCGGACAAGAAGUCGAUGAUCCGCGAGGACAUCCUGAGUCAGCUGCUGGACGAGGAGCUGGAGUCGGAGGUGAUGUUGGCUCAGAGGCUGUCGUCCUCUCCCCCUCGGACCCUGCCCCUCACCCACAGCCUCACCCCCCUCAGGAAGGCGCACGGAGCCCUCGCCGCCGCCGCUCAGGGCGCCUUCCCCUUGAAGCCCUCCUCCGUGGUCCUCAGCAAACUCUCUGAGACGAGCAGUCCCCCGUCGCCCGCCAGGGAGCUGCUGGAUAAAAGUCCGCAGCAUGGCGAUGUGAUUAAGACGCCGAGAAGGAGAAAUGCCACGCCGAGGCUAAAGUCUACCCCCAGGGGGUCGAAAGCCACCACUCCUUCUCGGAAAAAGGAACCCAAAACCCUGAAGGAACCGGCGCUCGGAGUGCUGGCUGAGGUGGAUCAUGAGAACUCUCCGAUGCUGCCGGACGCCGCCACCACACCCAGGAGCUCUAAGAGGAAGUCAGCCCAGCUGGUGUCGUCUCGCAUCAGGAAGCAGCUGAACCUUCUGGACAGCCACAAAGACCUGAUCUCAGACGGAGAGGACGAGGACGAGUUUGUUCCCUCCAGGAAGGAGCUGCAGAGCAGCAGUGAGGAGGAGGAGGAGGAGGGGGAUGGAGAGCUGGACAGUGACGAGGAAGUAGUGCUGAAAAAGGGCCGACAUGCUGCGACUCCUAAACCAAAGCAGAGAACUCGCUCCGGCACCAGAACGCCGCGGAAAACUCCCAGCAAGAAGACCACACCCAGCACGCCACGCACGCCACGCACGCCUCACCGCGCCACUCCCAGCAUCCCCAGCAGGUCGCUGCCGGCCCGACAGCCUGCUAAUGUUCUGGAGGAGGCCAGAACCAGGCUGCACGUGUCCUCGGUGCCGGAGUCUCUGCCCUGCAGAGAGCAGGAGUUCCAGGACAUCUACAGCUUCGUGGAGAGCAAGAUCAUAGACGGCACCGGGGGGUGUAUGUACAUCUCAGGUGUGCCGGGCACGGGUAAGACAGCCACGGUCCACGAGGUGAUGCGCUGUCUGCAGCACGCCGCCGAGGUGGACGAGAUCCCUCCGUUCCACUUCAUCGAGAUCAACGGGAUGAAGAUGACGGAUCCUCAUCAGGCCUACGUCCAGAUCCUGCAGAAGCUGACGGGUCAGAAGGCCACCGCCGACCACGCAGCAGCUCUGCUGGAGAAGAGAUUCAGCAACCCUGCACCCAGGAAGGAGUCCACCGUCCUGCUGGUGGAUGAAUUGGACCUGUUGUGGACCAGGAAGCAGAACGUGAUGUACAACCUGUUCGACUGGCCGACGCGGCGUCACGCUCGCCUCGUGGUGCUGACCAUCGCCAACACCAUGGACCUGCCAGAGAGGAUCAUGAUCAACAGAGUGGCCAGCAGACUGGGUCUGACCCGGAUGUCGUUCCAGCCGUACAGCUUCAAGCAGCUGCAGCAGAUCAUCAUGUCGAGGCUGAACAAGGUGAAGGCGUUCGAGGAGGACGCUCUCCAGCUGGUGUCCAGGAAGGUGGCCGCUCUGUCGGGCGACGCUCGCCGAUGUCUGGACAUCUGCCGCCGGGCGACGGAGAUCUGCGAGCACUCUGCCGCCGACCCUUCUGCCACUGGAUUGGUGGGAAUGAGUCACGUGAUGGAGGCGCUGAACGAGAUGUUUUCCUCCGCCUACAUCACCGCCAUCAAGUGUGCGUCGGUGCAGGAGCAGCUCUUCCUCCGGGCGGUCAUCGCUGAGUUUCGGCGGCUGGGAUUGGAGGAGGCCACCUUCCAACAGGUGUUUGUGCAGCACCAGGCGCUGUGUCGGGUGGAGGGUCUGCAGCCCAUCAGCGUGUCGGAGGGCCUGGCGGUGUGUCAGCGUCUGGGAGCCUGCAGGUUGCUGCUGCUGGAGCCCAGCCGCCUCGGAGUCCUGCAGCGCGUCCGGCUCAACGUCAGCCAGGACGACGUGCUCUUCGCCCUGAAGGCGGACUGAAGGAGGAUCGUCUCCGUCCCUCCGUCCCUCCGUCUGCGUUUACUAUAGAUACCUGACAGUUCAGGAUCCAUCAUGUUGUAUUUUUGCGUGUUUUACUACAAAGGACACUGUGCUUUAUUUGUCUUUAUCUUUGAUUGAUAUUCAAUUCUAACCUCUUUUUGGGGAGAUUAUUCACUGAAAUAAAGUCGACCCAAAGAACA
Messenger RNA from Dicentrarchus labrax (European seabass), 3169 nucleotides. RefSeq names its product origin recognition complex, subunit 1 (gene orc1). Gene Ontology annotation, cellular component: nuclear origin of replication recognition complex. The coding region runs from base 138 to 2969 and encodes 943 amino acids. Gene Ontology annotation, molecular function: DNA replication origin binding; ATP hydrolysis activity; chromatin binding. The transcript is spliced from 18 exons. Gene Ontology annotation, biological process: mitotic DNA replication checkpoint signaling; DNA replication initiation. Lineage: Eukaryota; Metazoa; Chordata; Actinopteri; Moronidae. The record is from RefSeq and is a predicted model, not a curated record.